GAUAGGAGCGAUGAGAGGGAAAGACUGCAGAACUAAUCCUACUCGGCGAGGAGUCGGGCAAAGAAUCCUCUUUACAGGACCUGAUGGCAUUGGGAAUUACAGAGUCAGACUGUGUGAUUUCCCCCAUAGCAUCGGCAUCGGCGCCUUGUCCUCGGAGGCCACAGGGGAUUUAAAUUACCUCUUCCGUCAUGCACCAUGUGCAUUACCAUGGCUGCCCAAGCACUGCUACGUUGGAGGAGUGGGAUGGGGCAUUGAGCAUGGACUCAGACUCAAUGCCAGAUCUUUACUCAGCAACACACAGAUCAAGCGUUCUGAGUUUCGCUCGGUCAUGGAGGACAAGAUAUCUCAGAUAUUUCAGACCUCAUGGCAAGCGACGCCAUGCUUUUUAGACAGGCAGGAGCCAAGUUCCCGAGGGGACCAGAGUGUCUAUGAGAACGACAGUCUGGACACCAACAAUCAGAUCCGAGUGAGAAAGAGACGGUCAUCUGAGAAGACAUCGGCAAACAAAACACACCAGAGUGACUUUACUUUGCCAGCCAUAGCACGAGGCAGAACGUAAUGAAAACAUCCACAACCACAAUGAUGUGCACUUGUUAUCUGGAUUGGUUUAGAACACGCUGUGUAGGAA
Messenger RNA from Tachysurus vachellii, 628 nucleotides. Its product is annotated as protein SPMIP2. The transcript is spliced from 5 exons. NCBI's taxonomy places the organism in Eukaryota, Metazoa, Chordata, Actinopteri, Siluriformes, Bagridae. Bases 11 to 559 code for a protein of 182 amino acids. The record is from RefSeq and is a predicted model, not a curated record.